Messenger RNA from Lepus europaeus (European hare), 1446 nucleotides. RefSeq lists its product as uncharacterized. NCBI's taxonomy places the organism in Eukaryota, Metazoa, Chordata, Mammalia, Lagomorpha, Leporidae. The record is from RefSeq and is a predicted model, not a curated record. The transcript is spliced from 2 exons. Bases 269 to 1207 code for a protein of 312 amino acids.
AGAAGGCCUGGGAGCCAACUUGGACCUGACUGCAGGCCGCCUCCCACCUGAGCCUGUUCCAGGCUCCCAGGGCCCCUGCGUGCCAAGCUGUUUCUUCGCUGUGGAAAGGACAGAGGCCCAGAGAAGCAGAGGAGCCUGGCCCAGGUCACACAGCCCACCCAUGGCAGAACCGUAAGCCCAGGAUGCAGUCCUGAUGCCCCUCCUGGGCUGGGUGGGCCCCCGGUGACCUCUGCAUCACCCUGUGUCAGGAGCCCUGUGCACUGUUGUGAUGCUGUGGCACCAGCACUUGUUAGCAGGUCCCUCUCGCGCCCCUCCCUUCCUGUCUCACGGUCACACACUCCACCUGGAGGAGACCCUGGCCCAGCCAGAGAGGGAGGAGUCCCCUCCCCCACAAACCCUGGCCUCUCCCAAGACUUGGGCAGGUUGCUACAGCAACCAGAGUCUACCUAGGUACCCGCUGCCAGUGUCCCCCGCCCCCGGAAGGGGCAAGCCCCAGGAUGGCGGUGGGGUGGGGGGAGUGGCGGCAAAGGGCAGUGGGCCAGGAGGAGGCAGGGGAGGCUCUGGGAGGCCCAGGCGAGAGGAAGAGCAGCUAGGGCCACCUUCCUGUGUGGUGGGCAGGGGUCAGGGUACCAGUUGGGGAAGGAGCAGGCACUUGUUCUCUCUUUGCACCUGCUGCCUGCUCGCUUGGGAGACCUGGAGGGAAAGUAAAGGCUUAGAGGUGGAGACAGGCGGGCGGUGCUCGUGCCGCCGGGGGAGCUGUCCUGGCUCAGCUCCCCUGUGCCGACCUCGUUCCCCAGCACCCAGUGCUCACAGAGGCAGAGAGUCCCUGAGCUUGGUGUGCUCAUCUCUGAAAUGGGAGGGGGGGAUCACGGUGAUCUUAACCAGGGCUCACCCCCACGGAGGGUUUGGAGCUGCCUCUCCCGUGUCCCUCUCACCCUCCCAAACCCCUGCUGCGCAGCUCGGCCAACCGUCCCCCUCCCCAUCCGUGGGGAGAUCACUGCCAGGACCCAGGCAGGGAGGCGGUGACGGUGCCUUGCGAGCUGCAGUUGCGCUGCCGGGGACGUCAGACCUUAAUGAGCCUCGUCUCUCCAGGUGCCCCAGCCCCAGUCCCCGCAGGCUCUCUGGGAGAAGCAGCCCAGCCCAGCUCCACGGCCAGAUGCCUCCAUUCAAGUUCAGUUCCGAGCUCCAGCCCUUCCUAGCUGUGUGAGCUCGGCUCUCUGUGCCUGUCUCCCUGCCCAGCCCGUCCUCCGACUGCAGCCUCCCUGAUUCACCGGAGCUCCCCGGCCAAUCAGGCCAAACUGCAAGCUGAGAGCCCGUGACUCACGGUCAGCUCAUCCCUGCCCCUCCCCAACCUCCAGCAUCCCCCCCCCCCCCAGGAGGAUAAUAAACAACGUAAUCACAGAAUUAAAAAAUAAUCAGUGGUCAUAAAUAAUGCAGAAUUCCCAG